AUGGGAAUAAGGACUUGGGGAUAUCGCCCCCACGAAACGCCGGUGUGUACCAAUGAGGCAAGGGAAGGUUUCGGCAUGUUUCUGGAACAGAACCGCGGGGCCAUUGGACGCCCGCACAUGCCCGCCUACUGGUCCCUGGGAUUUCAGCUCUCCCGGUGGGGUUACGGCAACAUUGAUGUCUUAAAGGAAACCGUCAACCGCAUGCACCGCUAUGAUAUCCCCUAUGAUGUCCAGCAUCUUGACAUCGACUACAUGGAACGUCGCCUAGAUUUUACCUAUGACAAAGAGAAUUUUGCAGGUCUGCCAGAGUACCUCCAAGAGCUGAAGAAAGCAGGAAUGCACAACAUCAUUAUUCUGGAUCCUUUCAUAACUAAGGACGAAGAACCAGGUACUUACAGGCCAUACGACCUUGGAGAGGAAAUGGGAGUCUGGGUGAACAACUCUGAUGGUGUAACUCCUGCUGUUGGACAGGCCUGGCCUCCCGGAGAUUCAGUGUUUCCUGACUACACCAACCCCAGGACAGUCGAGUGGUGGACCCAGUUGUGUCUGGAGUUUAAGAAUGUCCUUGACUAUGAUGGGAUCUGGAUUGAUAUGAAUGAACCUUCCAAUUUCUUACAAGGCCAGUUUCCUGGAUGUGCUGAUAAUGAUAUCAAUAACCCUCCUUACAUUCCUAGCAUUUCUGAUCGUUCCCUGGCUCAAAAGACAUUGUGCCCCGACUCCAAGACUUACCUGGGAGAGCACUACAACACACACUCUCUCUUUGGCUGGUCACAGACUGCACCAACUUUCCAUGCUGCCCAGCAGGCAACUGGCAAGCGGGCGUUUGUCCUGAGUCGGUCUACCUUCGUCGGCAGCGGGAAGCACGGGGGUCACUGGCUGGGUGACAACUUCUCCCAGUGGAAGGACAUGCACUACUCUAUCAUUGGCAUGCUGGAAUUCAACCUCUUUGGCAUCCCCUAUAUUGGUGCUGACAUCUGUGGGUUUAACUACAACACUACCUACGAACUCUGCUUGCGCUGGAUGCAGCUUGGCUCUUUCUACCCAUUUUCCAGAAACCACAACGCAGAGGGAAACAUGGAGCAAGACCCAGCGUUUUUUGGAGAAGAGUUUGCCAAGAUAUCUCGAGCUACGCUCCGGAUCAGAUACUCCCUUCUGCCAUACCUCUACACCUUGUUCUUCGAGUCUCAUGUUCAUGGCAACACAGUGGUACGAUCACUGAUGCACGAAUUUACCUCUGAUCAGCAGUCUCGUGGAAUAGACACUGCCUUCCUUUGGGGACCUGCAUUUAUGGUUGCUCCUGUUCUUGAAGAGGGAGCGAGAUCUGUGGAUGUGUAUUUCCCUGAAGCAACGUGGUUUGACUACUACACUGGUUACAAAGUGCCAAGUGCCUGGCGCGGGACGUAUGCUACCGUCGCUGCCCCAUUGAACAAGAUCCCUCUGUUCAUCCGUGGAGGCUACAUUCUGCCAGAACAGGCUCCAGCCACCACAACUACCAAGAGCCGCCUGAACCCAUUUGGGCUCAUUAUUGCCCUGAAUGAACAAGGAGAAGCUUCUGGGUCUCUCUUCUGGGAUGAUGGUGAUUCGAUCGAUACUAUUGAAAAUGAGAACUACUUCUUGGCUAAAUACACAUACGGCGCAGGCAACCUGAAGACAGAAAUACUUAAAAACGGCUACCGCGGGGCUGACUCUCUGAGGUACAACAAAAUAACAAUUCUGGGCCUGAAACUGAAACCUCACGCUGUCACUCUGAAUGGAAGAGCCAUCCGUAGAGAUGCCUUCUCCUAUGAGCUGAAUGGGGUAAGAGCUGCGCUGAGGGAUUAUGAAAAGUCUAGGGGGCAUGGGAAGAGUCAGUGA
Molecule: messenger RNA, 1854 nt
Organism: Cygnus atratus (black swan)
Lineage: Eukaryota; Metazoa; Chordata; Aves; Anseriformes; Anatidae
Product: sucrase-isomaltase, intestinal-like
Exons: 16
Coding region: 1-1854 (617 amino acids)
Biological process (GO): carbohydrate metabolic process
Molecular function (GO): alpha-1,4-glucosidase activity
Source: RefSeq, a predicted model, not a curated record